CUACUACUUAUCAUCGUGAGUCUACUGAUCAUCUGUUGAAUUUAUAUAAUCUAUUGCGACAUAAAACUACUAUCACCACUAAUGUGACGUUAACCUGCACCUGCAGUUUUUGAGCACAGAGCAGAAAAAACGACAUAAGGAAUUCCUGUCGCUAGUUCGGAACCCAUUUGUUGAUCAUGAGUGCUGGAGACAGUGAUGACGGCUCUGCCAGUAUGAGCGGUUCAAAAGAGGACCUUCACUCUGAACGAACCAAACAGGAGAGAUCAGACUCACCGACAUCAUCACAUCUGUCUCUAAAGAGUGGGAGAUCAAUUCCAUUACCAAUGAACUUCAGUGAUGAAGAACAGAGAAAUAAAGAAAGAACCAAACAGGAGAGAUCAGACUCACCGACAUCAUCAUAUCUGUCUUUGAGAAGUGGGAGAUCGAUUCCAUUACCAAUGAACUUCAGCAGUGAAGCACAGAGAAAUAAAGAAAGAAAGCUGUGUGUGGAAGACACAGAAGAGCAGACAGAGUCCACACCUGCUAAAGGAGUCUGUCAGCGGCACCACAGAGAUCUGGAAGUGUUCUGUAAGACAGAUAACAUGCACAUCUGUGCCAAAUGUGUGGGCCAAGAGCACCAAGGACACAGUAAAAUCUAUACUGUGAAACCUAAUGUGCCAGACAGUCAAACCCUGCUCCAUCAGGUCUUGAGAAACAUGAGGUCAGAAGACUUCAAAACUUUCUGUCAGCGGCACCACAGAGAUCUGGAAGUGUUCUGUGGGGCAAAUGUUGCUGUGAAUAUAGUGGAGUGCUUUGGAGGAGAGACAGCACUGAGAAUCACAUUACACUUCCAGGCAAAUGUUAAUCCACUUCAAAAAAUCACACAAGCCAAUAAAGCAAAACUUCAGGACAAAUGUCAGCAUAUAAACGAAGGAAAUUCAUCUCAAGGUAAACAGAGUUUAUUGAAGGAGAUCUACACGGAUCUGUACAUGACAGAGGGUGGAAGUGGAGAGAUAAAUAACGAACAUGAGGUGUUGAGGAAUGAACUGAUUUCACAAAGCAGAACCACUCCAGAAAGUCCUCUCACAUGUAAUGACAUCUUCAAGACGCUGCCAGGACAAAGCAAAAGCAAACAAAUCAGAACAGUCCUGACGAUGGGUAUAUUUGGUAUUGGAAAGCACGUGUCGGUGCAGAGGUUCAUUCUAGACUGGGUGGAUGGAAAAGCAAACCAAGAUAUUAAUGUCAUCAUCUAUCUAAAAUUCCGUGAGCUCAACCAGAAAAAGGGGAGCUGCAGUCUUCUACAGCUUAUUCAGCAAUAUGCUCCUGAGCUGAAAGAAGCAGAUCUUCAAGAAAUUAAAGUGCUUUUUAUUUUAGAUGGCUUAGAGGUCUGUCAGUAUCCUCUUGAUUUCCAUAAUAAUGACUACUGCUCUGAUAUAAAUGAGAACGUUCCUGUGGAUGUGCUGCUUACAAACCUCAUCAAGGGGAAUCUGCUUCCCUCAGCUCUCCUCUGGAUAACCACAAGACCAUCAACAGCCAGUCGGAUCCCUCUUGAGUGUGUCCAUCGGGUCACAGAGAUUCAAGGGUUUAAUGAUCAUCAAAAGGAAACAUACUUCAGGAAGAAAAUCAGUGAUCAGAAGCUAGCGAAUGAAAUCAUCACACACAUCAAAUCAUGUCGGAGCCUCUACAUCAUGUGCCACAUGCCCAUCUUCUGCUGGAUUUCUGCCACUGUGCUAGAAAAUAUGAUGAGUAAUGGAAACUCUGAUCAGAUACCCAGAACUCUGACUGAGAUGUUCACUCGCUUCCUGCUCAUUCAGAUCAGCAUCAAGCAUAAGAAGUUUAAUGGAGCUGAUGUUGAUAACCCAGAGAAACUCUCUGAAUUUGACAAAACAUUGAUUCUGAAACUAGGAGAACUGGCUUUCCAGCAACUGGAGAAGGGCAAUUUGAUUUUCCAAGAAGAGGAUCUGAUAAAGAGUGGCUUAGAUGUCGGUAAAGUCACAGAGUAUUCAGUGUGCACAGAGAUGUUCAGAGAAGAGCUGGGAUUGUACAGGGAGAAGGUCUACAGCUUUGUGCAUGUGAGCUACCAGGAGUAUCUGGCAGCGAUAUAUGCUCACUUUGCAUGUGUCAAUGAUGGGAAAAAUGUUCUUGACAUAAAUGGAUCAACAGAUCUUUCUGAUGUCCAUCAGAGUGCACUGAAUAAAGCUUUGAAGAGUGAAAAUGGACAUCUUGACCUCUUCCUUCGCUUCCUUUUUGGUCUUUCUGUUGACCCUAACCGCACUCUCCUGCAAGACCUUCUCACCAAAGACAGUUCAAGUAAACCCUGUGUAGACAAAAACAUGACAGUGCAUUUCAUCCAAGAGAAGAUCAAACAGGAACAGUCACCAGAGAGAAUCAUCAAUCUGUUCCACUGUUUAAAUGAGCUGAAUGACAACACUCUUGUUAAAGAAAUCCAGACUGCCAUGAAAUCAGGAACGCUCUUGGGUAGCGAGCUGGAGCCCGAGCAGUGGUCAGCACUGGCUUAUGUCUUGCUGAAAUCUGGAGAGCAAUUAGAUGAGUUUGACAUGAAGAAAUUUCACACAUCGACAGCAAACCAGCUCAGACUGCUGCCGGUGCUCAGGAUCUGCAAAAGGGCCAGAUUGGAUUGUUGCGAUCUUUCAGUUGAGUCCUGUAGAAUAGUAGCAUCAGCUUUGCAGUCAGUCAAUUCACCCUUGAGAGAGCUGGAUCUGAGCAACAAUAAACUAGACAAGUCUGCAGUGAACAUCCUCUUGACUGGUCUAACAGAUCCACAUUGCCAAUUGGAAAUAAUCAGUCUGGCUGGCUGUAAUUUCCCAUCAGCAUUCUGUUCAAAUUUGGUCUCAGCUAUCCAAUCAGCAAACUCACACCUGGGAAGACUGGAUCUGAGUUACAAUAAGAUAAGUGAUACGGGAAUGAAUAAGCUCUGUGAUGGACUAAUUAGUCCAUACUGUAGACUUCAGAAACUCAAGUUAAAGCGGUGUGGUCUCACAAAGAAAAGCUGUGUAUAUCUAGUAACAGUUAUGAAAUCUAACUCACACUUGAGGGAGCUGGAGCUGAAAAGCAAUGAUCUGCAGGAUUCAGGAGUGAAGCACCUCUCAAUAGGACUACAGGAUCCACAAUGCAAAUUAGAGAUACUGGGACUGUCGGGGUGUAUGAUCACAGAGGUGGGCUGCAGAUCACUGGCCUCAGCUCUCACCUCAAACACUGGUCAUCUGAGAGAACUGGAUCUGAGCUACAACCACCCUGGAGACUUAGGAGUGAAACUGCUCUACGCUAAAAAAGAUGAUCCAAGCUGUAAACUGGAGACACUACAUGUUGAGAAAGGAGGAGAAUUUCGGAUGAAACCAGGUCUGAGAAAAUAUGUCUGUCAGCUCACAGUGGAUCUAAACACAGUACAUCCACGCCUAAAACUUUCUAAUGGAAACCAGAAAAUAACCGAAACUAUAGUGGAGCAGAAAUAUCCUGAUCAUCUGGACAGGUUCAAGCUGUAUCCCCAGGCCAUGUGCAGAGAGGCUCUGACUGAUCGCUGUUACUUUGAGGUGGAGUGUGAUGGUGGAGUUGGAGUGGGAGUGGCCUAUAAGACUCCAGAUAGAAAAGUGAAUAUAAUGGGAGUUAAUAACCCGUUCCCUGCUCUGCUCUGUCAGGAUGGCAAACUGAAACUGUGGCAGGAUAAUGAUAUUACUUGUGAGUUCCCUGUGUCUGCUCGGUCUAGAAGAGUAGGAGUUUAUGUGGACUUGGAACAUGGAAGUUUGUCAUAUUACAGCAUUCGUAAUGACAGCCUAACUCACCUGCACACGCACCACACUACUUUCAAAGACUGCUUAUAUACAGGGUUUACUUUUCUGCCUGACUCCUCAGUGACUCUGUGUGAGAUGGCAUAGACCCUGAGAGUGAGCAGAUAUUUCAAAAGGAAGUUAGACAUGUUGUAUGUAUAUACAGGUGCAUCUCAAUAAAUUAGAAUGUCGUG
Sinocyclocheilus anshuiensis is the source of this 3958-nucleotide messenger RNA. Its product is annotated as NACHT, LRR and PYD domains-containing protein 12. The coding region runs from base 177 to 3872 and encodes 1231 amino acids. Gene Ontology annotation, molecular function: protein binding; zinc ion binding. The record is from RefSeq and is a predicted model, not a curated record. The transcript has 14 exons. Lineage: Eukaryota; Metazoa; Chordata; Actinopteri; Cypriniformes; Cyprinidae.